Messenger RNA from Cyprinodon variegatus (sheepshead minnow), 2582 nucleotides. It is a transcript of the gene tmem192, whose product is annotated as transmembrane protein 192. Gene Ontology annotation, cellular component: late endosome; lysosomal membrane. The transcript is spliced from 6 exons. Bases 93 to 884 code for a protein of 263 amino acids. The record is from RefSeq and is a predicted model, not a curated record. NCBI's taxonomy places the organism in Eukaryota, Metazoa, Chordata, Actinopteri, Cyprinodontiformes, Cyprinodontidae.
AAAUGUGGCACCUCGGAAGUAUGUUCCUGUUGUUUUUACAGAUGUGACCUGCUAAUGUUUUUCUUUGUUUUGUAUGCUAACAAUCUAAGCUCAUGGCGUCAACUGGACCAUCUCUUUAUUCACAGGCUGGUCAGUCAACAGACCUGACACGGAGCACAGAGGAGGACUCGUUGGUGGACGGACCGUUGAUCUCUGCUGAUGUCCUCCAGUCAGCCAUUAGGAGGGAGUUUCAAUCUGUACCAACAACCUGUUCUUCUGGAGUCCUGUCUUUAAUGCAUGUUCUGUAUGUGGUGUUGUCAUUAUGUGUGGGUAUAAUGUGCGUGUUAAAAUUUGGCAAAGAGGAGGUGUGCUUGCAUAUUUUGGGCAGCGUGAAAGGCGACUGCGCCAUCGUGUUUGGAAAGGUGUUUUUGUGGGCGCUGACGCUGCUGCACAGCCUCUGGAUGCAGCAUCACCACAGCCGCGCCCGCAGCCGAGGGUACCUGAGGUUUUACAGACAGACGCGGAGGCUCCAGCAGCUGCCGCUCAUCACACACUCCACUGGUAAUGUUUUCCUGCUGCUGCUUCUGGCUCUGAAGUUACCACUGAUUAUACACACCUCUUUGCUGCUGAGCAUUCUGGGAGUUGAGGUUUUGGUCGCAGUCCCCUGCCUCCUUUACUACACAGUCAAGGUGAUGCAGUUCAACAGAGAGCGAGCUGCGCCGGACGUGAGCCAAGAGGAACACUCGCACACCUACACUGUAACAAGCUUGGCCACUGAGACCGGCUUCAGAGGCUCAAAUAGUCUUGAGGAGGUGGUGGAGAAGCAGGCUGACCUGAUAGAGUACCUGAAACAGCACAACGCAUUGCUGAGCAAGAGGCUGCUCAACCUGACUGCUCAACACUAAGCUCACUCCUGCCUUUGCCUUUCAUGUCAGCCAGCUGAUGAAAGCCUCCAACACUCAGGAGAAAGAUCAGUUUACUGCUCCAGUGGAAGACAUGAGCAAAUGCACCUGUUUACGCAGACUGAGCCGGCUCCGCAAUGGCCUCCACACCUGAGAUGGAGGAGGUGGUAGCUGAGACUGGAGGAGAUUGUGAAGAGAAUGGGAGGUAAAAGGGAGGAGGUGGAGUCAUGGGUCACAGAUCAGAGGUGACAGGGUUUUUAUCACUGUGCUACAAGCUUCACUGACCCAUGUAUGCUUUAGCUUUGGUUCCUCUGAGAGAAAAAGAGCAGUAAAAUCAACUGAACAAAGGACAGAGGGGUUAUCAUUUAUCUGGGUCAAGCAAGUGGGGUUAAUGUCCUGUUUUAUCAGAUUGUUUCUUACCCAUUCAUUCUGUUUCAAUAAAAUACUGAUUUUCUUAUUCAUUUAGUCUUAACAUGAACAUUUAUAUCAUUACAAUCUCAAGUACCAUGUUUUGAUUUGCUGCUGUGGUUCAUGUACUCUUUGUUAAAUUCCCCUCAUUGAGGCAGCCACUAGAAGCCGUGGAGUUUGCUCCCUGUUGUUCUUGUGAUUCUGGCGUCCGUAACCCAACAGGGAGCUCGGCCUUUACGACUCUGUUCCCAUGCUGCUCCAGCACAGAUAGAAAUGCAAAUAUCUUACAGGUGUUUAGUGCUUUUAUUAGAUAAAAUAACAACUUUAAAAUGCAGGCCUUUACCUUUUAAUAUUUUAUGUUUAGUUGCCAUGUUCAGUGCCUCUGAGUUGUUUCCAUACUGUUUAAAACUGUUCAGAAUUUCACUUGAUAAAAUCAGAAACUUAAUUGUAGGUUAACAGGAUUUUAUGUGAUAAAUGCUAUAUGUGAAGAUUUGUAAAGUUGAGAGAUAAUUAUGGGUUUUCCUAUUUAAUUACUUUCUUAAUAAAAAUCUGAAAAGGGUAGCAUGUAAAAGUAUUCGUCCCUCUUUAUUUUAUCACACUCAAAAUAAUAAUAGUGCAAUUAACUACCCUCAGAAAGUGUUGUAAAUAAAAAACCAGCACCUCUUUGUAACAUGUUCUCAGGAUAAAUCUUCAACCUCUCUUCAACCUUCAAUGCUCUUUAGAAACAUUAGAGGUUGAAGAUUCUUUCCCCAGCUUCUAUUGCCAUUACACAGCCCAAGGAAAUGAACUUUCUGCAUUUAACCCAUCCCCUUGGGGAGCAGUGGGCUGCCAUUGUGCGGUGCCCUGGGAGCAGUGUGGGGUUAAGGGUCUUGCUCAGGGAAAUAUUGUGAAAAGCUAUCAACGAAGAUCAUCCUAAAUAAAACAUGAAACACGGUGAUGGCAGCAUCAUGGUGUGGGAUUUGUUUUUUUUAUACAGAAGAAUGUAAGAAAAAGCUGCUGCAGCAAUUAGAAGACUUUAGAAUCAGAUGAGAUUCAUUUUCCAGGAGUAAAGUGAGAGCUAUAGUGCAAUCAUUUACAUCAAGAGAUAUUACUGUGUUUAAAUGGUGCAGUCUAGGUCCAAGCCUAAAUCCAAUUGGGAAUCUCUGAAAAUUGAUGUUCACAAAGCUUUCUACCUAAUAUGAAUAAGUUUAUGUUCAUUUGUAAGAAAAAUUUGUAAAUAUAUCAGUCAAGAUGUGCAAAAUGGUAGAGACAUUCCUCUACAUCUCUAAUUAAAAAUAAAGUUGGUCAUUUUAG